Molecule: messenger RNA, 6538 nt
Organism: Python bivittatus (Burmese python)
Lineage: Eukaryota; Metazoa; Chordata; Lepidosauria; Squamata; Pythonidae
Source: RefSeq, a predicted model, not a curated record
GUCAAAGAAAGCCCGCUGCCGUCCGCGCGCGUCUGAACCGCUCUGGGAGAAAGGUUCUUGUUCUUCAGUUAAACUUAGACCUUUAGAGGAACUAAGCAUUAAGAGAAGACCGGGUUAACAAGAUCUGGAUGUACAAGAACAAAAAUACUAAUAUCUCCGACAUCUGAAAAACAGGAAGACUCGUCUGACUGACACUGAUAUCUCAAACUGCUUAUCAGAGAUAAAGCUCUGGGGAGGACUUCUAAUUGGACCCAGGGAAGUUCUACCACAAAUAUUUCUAGGACACAAAUAACAGAUGGGCAAGUAUUUCAAGGUUUUGAGAAAAUCUGUCACUGCACACCAUAUAGUUGAUAACUACCAUUAAGAAAUUAUAACAAGGCAAACUGAAGACUUCAAUAGCAAACCUUCCAGAGUCAAAAUGAACACAGAUAGUGGUGGGUGUGCUCGCAAACGUGCUGCCAUGUCUGUCAAAUUAACAGCGGUGAAGAGAGUUCAGAGUUCUCCAAACCUAUUGACUGCAGGACUUGAUUCCCAUUCACCAGAUUCAGCUUGGAGAUCAUUUAACAGUGGAAGUAGAGAGACACUGAAUGGAGACACUAGCAGCUCCUCUCUUGCAGCAAAAGGCUUUCGAAGUGUCCGGCCAAACCUACAAGAAAAGAAAUCACCAACUCAGGCACCCCCCCCGCCCCCUAGGAAAGAAAGUUUUGGUAGAUCUGGAAUAACUAAUCUGAAGAAGAGUGGAAGUAACUCCUAUUCCAUAACAACCAACCAAACUAAGACAUAUCCUGAUGCUGCCUACUCUACUAACAAGGAGUUUCUUCAGAGGACAAUUUAUUCUAAAAAGUCUAACACAAGAAUGUCUUGCACACAAAAAAGCACAAAACCACUGGCCUCGGUUUCUAGCACAAAAACAAUAGCUGGCAUUAGAACUAUUGUUCAUCAAGGCCACAAACCGUCUCCAAAGCGUAGAGUUUCUACCCUGAAAUUAACUCAGGCACAGAAUGCAUCUAGUAGUGUUCCUUGUCGUACACAGCAAAAGCCUGAGUCUGUUGGUGCCUCAGCAGCUCCACGGAGGCCUGCCUCACCUGUCUGUAACCCCGUGCCUGAGAUACACAAAGCAUCUCUCUCCAUUCAGAUAGCUCCCAUCCCUGAUUGUAAAGCAGCGCCUGAAUGCCAACAUCAUCCAUCCAGAUUUUCUCCAGAAACUUCAAAGAUGCCACCAGAAAAUAUGCAGCAAAUGUCUGAUCCUCCGCCUGCACAAUGCCAUGUGCUUGGAAACCAGAAAGUGACUGCCAAUGUGAUGGAGGCUCAGAUAACAGUGAAUGGGAAUUCUAGCUUGGCAACCAGCCCAAUGAGUUACUUUCAGAGACCUUUCUCCCCUUCUUUGGCGUACUCUCCACCAGUCUCAUUCAGUUCAAGCACCUCUCUCCUGCAACAGAGCAGGACAAUGGAAUCCACAGAGACGUACUCACAGCAUGCACACUCUGCUGGUGGUGGUGACAGCAGCAGCAGCAUGACCACCGCCACCACCAUACCGAUCUGUAGGACUUCAGAGGAAGAGAAGAAAGUCACAGUCAUUAAAGCACCACAUUAUGCAGGAAUUGGGCCAGUCGAUGAAUCAGGAAUUCCAACAGCAAUUAGAACGACUGUUGACAGGCCAAAGGAUUGGUAUAAGACAAUGUUCAAGCAAAUCCAUAUGGUUCAUAAGCCUGAUGAUGACACUGACAUGUAUAAUACUUCAUAUGCAUAUAAUACUGGUAACUUCAGUCCAUCACUUUCUACUCAAGCACACCCUGUUGCAAAGACUCAGACAUACAGACCACUGAGAAAAAGUACUUCUGACAAUGGCACUGAGGCCUUUAAGGUCUCUUCACCUCCACCACCUCCAGUACCACCAGUUCGUCCUUGGCAAAGAUCUGCCCCAGAAAAAAACGAGUGGGAGCCUCCUGAUAGAAAAGUAGAUACCCGCAAAUUUCGUUCAGAACCAAGAAGCAUUUUUGAAUAUGAGCCAGGAAAGUCUUCAAUCCUUGAACAUGAAAGACCAACUGAUCGCAUAAAUCCAGAUGACAUAGAUUUAGAAAAUGAACCCUGGUAUAAAUUCUUUUCAGAACUGGAGUUUGGACGUCCGCCUCCUAAAAAGCUUUUGGAUUAUGUUCAAGACAAUCCUCCAGGUCUUUCCAAAGAGACCUCUUUAUAUUACGGUCCAACAGACAGAGGCAUGGACAGACCUUCUAGUUCUGCAAGUACUGCAAGUGAUUACAGAAAAAGAAGGAAGUCAGAGCCUGCGGUAACUCAUCAGAAAGUCCACACAGAUCAGAAUGCAAAUCGUUCCACUCUUGGUCGUACAGAUACACAGAGCACCUAUUCAACACUUCGGAAGCCUGUUACAACCUCUUCUCCAUCUUCUCCGUCAAGAGCAAAAGUAGACCAGGAAUCUCCUGGAAACUAUUCUGCUUUCACUGAUGUGAAUCGAUGUAUUCCAAAGGAAAGAAGAGGAACUCCAGACAGAGAGAGACUGCCAGCUAGAGCAGUAUAUGAUUUUAAGGCUCAGACCUCUAAAGAGCUGCCCUUUAAGAAAGGAGACACUGUCUAUAUCCUCAGGAAAGUGGAUCAGAACUGGUAUGAGGGCGAACACUACGGAAGAGUGGGGAUCUUUCCUAUUUCUUACGUUGAGAAACUUAUUCCCCCAGAAAAAGCACAGCCAGCAAGACCACCACCCCCAGCACAUGUUGCCGAAAUUGGAGAAGCAACUGCAAAAUAUAAUUUCAAUGCAGACACAAAUGUGGAACUUUCACUGAGAAAGGGAGACAAAGUCAUUCUUCUUAGACGGGUUGAUCAAAACUGGUAUGAAGGCAAACUACCAGGAACAAAUAAGCAAGGAAUCUUCCCAGUGUCCUAUGUAGAAGUCAAAAAGAGUGUGGCCAGAGGAGAAGACGAUUAUCCUGUUCCUCCAAUACCCCAGAGUUACUCAAGUGACAGAAUCCACCAUUUAAGUUCAACUAAGUGGGAUACCAAAGCACCACCCCCUCCUCCCAGAUACAGAUCCUCUUCUUAUCCAGAUUCUAAUAAAAGAAAUCUUCAGGCCAUCACUGAUGAAUGGUUGUCACUGACUCUUGGCUUUUCAUCUUCAAGCACACCUUCCCCUCCUCCUCCUCCUCCUCCUCCUCCUCCUUUUCCUAAAAGCUUUCUUUCUGAUUUAGAGGACCUUGGCUCUCUGCCUUUAACAGGUUUGGAGAGGACAGUAGGCCUCUCAGAUGAUGUCACUCCUCAAAUAAAGCAUGGUGACAUUGUUCCAGUUACCUCGCCAGAGGCCUCCCAUUCCUCCCCUGACUCUUCACCUCAGCCAUUUUCUUCAUCUACAUGUAUAUCGCCUCCUCCAGCAACUCGUUUUCAUGACCAAGCGCAUAAGCUUGAGUGGAACCAUUUCAAAGGGAUGAAAGAAAUUCCCACCAUCAAGGAAAAGAAAUGCUCCUCAAAUCCCUUUCCAGAAGUGCAAAAAAUAGCAGGCCAUGCUCUUGCCCCCUCCCAAGAAGACCUAUUAUCCAAAACACUGAGAGAGGUUGGCAAACAGGAGGAACUCUGUGAGGAGCUGCUAUCAAUAAUCCGAGAGGAACAGUCAAAAAGGAAAGAUUUAGGUUUCUACAGACGUGCCCCUGAUGUGACUGAAGAAUUGGCAAGACUUCACAUAGAGGAAGAGCCAGACCUUGACAAUUUAGAGUCACCAGUGGCAAAUAAGAGAGAGCCUAGGAUAACUUUUGAAGGCAACGGUUCAGCAGUUACUAAAAAAGAGCCAGCAUCACUUUCCCAUGAGAUGCAAGCACCUUCCACCUCUCCUUCCUGCCUUGCUUCUAGUUCUCCAUUUCAUUCAGCCAAAGCAUCUUUUCCUGAAUCUGUUUCUGCAUUUUCCAAGGCCACUGCUACCCAUUCACCCCCUCUCCUUUCCAAACUGUCAUACAGACAAGAGAAACAUUCAUCCAAGUUAAAGCCACAGCGCCCUGUGUUUGCUCAUGAAAAUAUACACAGUGGGGGGGAACCGUUUCAGGUUCUGUAUAACUAUACUCCUAGGAACGAAGAUGAAUUGGAGCUGAGAGAGGGAGAUGUCAUUGAUGUGAUGGAAAAGUGUGAUGAUGGAUGGUUUGUGGGAACCUCCAGAAGAACAAAAUUUUUUGGUACUUUCCCUGGAAACUAUGUCAAGAGGCUGUGAAAUGAUUAUUUGUUUUUGUUCCUUUCUUAUUUAUGCUGCAUCUCUGCCACACAUCUGCAUAAAAACUGCUAGAAAACAUCCUCCACCAGCCUUCAGUUUUCCUGCUUUGCAAUUCCAGGUAGACGUCACCUAGCUCACAUUCACCAUCUUCAUCUCCAUCUGCCAGCCAGCAGUAUUAUUCGACAGCUAUAAUGGAAUCCCUGAGCUUUUGUGAAACAAGAGGAAUUAGUUCUAUGCGAAAUAUGUCUUUUUAUGCCUUCGAUUGUUGUCUGCCAAUGCCAAUUUGGAAAGCGCAUAUAAAAAAUGCUUCAUGGAAGAAAUAGCAUGGCACUUCAAAAUGUUACCAGUUAUUUGGGGAAAAUUGCAAUAGUAUCCUUGCGGGGAAAAAAAAAAUUAUCUACUCUCACCUAAUAUAUAGAACGGAUUGCGAUUUACUACAUUUUAAUGGGUUUUCUUUUUUUGAGUUCUCACAUUUUUAGCUCAGCAAAUGUAUCUUGCUGUCAGUUUGCUGUGUCACAAGUUUGCCUCUUUUUUUACCAAUUUGCAAGAUACCAUAAGUACUAAAAAUAGGUUGUUUCCAAAUAUAUGUUGCAACAUCUGCAGAAUGCCUGUAAAUUUUUAAGCAGAAAUAAUCCAAAGGAGAAUUGGUACUAGAAUACUUCAUAAGCCAUGAUUUCCAGUUGCAUCUCAUAAGAUCUUUUAUUAGAAUUGGGUCAGUGAGGGUCAUAAAUUGGUUAAAAUCAUUUUUUUUCCAAAUAGUAAGAGCUUUAGACAUGAAUUUAGCAAGUACAGAAGCAUGAGUUAGAUUUCCUGCACCUGCAUGUACGAAUAUAUAAAGUAGAAAAAUUCCCAAUGCAGUGAUGUCUCAAUAGGGAAAAUGUGUCAUAUGCUAUUGAUAUGUGCAAAUACAGGAAACUUGAGUUGGAUGUACUUUCUAUGUUCAUGUAAUUAAUGUCUUAAAUUAAGUGAAGAGAAGUGUGCGCAUGUCUCUACAGGAUGAAGUGGACGAUUCCAGUGCAGUUACAGCAUAUGGAUCUCUCUGCAGGAAAAGAGGGAUAGCUAUGAUAUGUGUAAUUGCAGUAGGCAUGUAUCCUGUAGUUACACGUAUCUAACUCCUGAAGCUCAUGGAAAGGAAAUUAGGUUUGCUACUUGACGUUAGGAAAGCUCAGAAAUACUGGAAAAUCACGAAUCAUUAUGAAGCAAGCUAACCAUGAAUAAAUGUCUGCUAUAUGUAAAAAAAAGUGUUGGACAUGCAAUAGAGUAUGUAAAGUCUAAUUCAUUUAUCACAUGAAAAUUCAGUAACGAAAGAGCAACGUUAAUGUUCUGUUUGAUUGUAGCACAGUCACAGUAGGCAGGAGAAUUGGGGAAAUCUACACCGAGUAUUACGUGAUGCUGAUCUUUUGCUAGUUGACCUGAACUGUGUUUUCUUUCUAGCAACAUAGCAUUAAAACAAAGAAGCAAAAAAGGCACAAACAGGAAAAUUAGUGCAUGUGGAUGGAUUUUCAUUUUUGGAACAGUAUAAAAUAUUGAACGCAAUAUCUUUUUGUGUGUGUGCAAAUUUAGACAUCAGUAGCAGAUGAUGAAAACACAGGAUUUACCAUAUCUAUGAUUUUAUGUAAAGCAGUCCAGAUUUGGUUUUGCUGGCACCUUACCAGCAAAGCAGAAAAUCUUUUACUGCAUUUCUAUUGUGGUAAAGGACAGAUCUCAUAAAUUUGUAGGCUUGUAGCAUUUUGUACAUAUCUUUGCUUUUUUGUACAGAGCCAUUUUAUUGUUGAUUUUUUAAGGAAAAAAAUCAUGUUGUUAAUCAACUCAUCCCUUUUCCACCAAUAAAACAUCGGCUCCUCAUUUUGUUAGUCCCUCCUCCAACAUAUAAGCACACUUGGAUAGUGCAUUUCUGUAAAUUAGCAAUUAAAGCAAAAGUUUUAUGAAUAACAAUAUGGUUUACCAGCCAAAUUUUUAAAGUGUACAUAUGUCUUUAAUAUGGAGAAAUAUCAAUAGGAUGGCAAAAGAAACAUCUUUGUGCUGCAUGUGUUUAUUACUGCAAAUUUCAUGGCAAAAGCUUGAUACUUCCAAGGCUUUUCAUUAUAAGCUAAAUGUGCAUGCAGCUUUGCUGUGAAAUCAGUAAUGAUCUUUGAUGCCAUUUAUGAUGGAAGACUUGUUUGUCACCGGUGGUAUUUUUUAAAAAGCACUGUUUCUAUUCUGUAUCUGAUUUUAAUAGAAGAUGUUUUUCAUACCUGUUUUCAGGUAAUUGACUCUGAAUUCUUACUUGCAAAGGAUCUCUGUGUUUCUUUUUCCUUGAAGAGACUUCUAAUAAAAAUGGCUUGAAGUACAUGA